CCACGCCUACGUGCAAUGCAAAGAUGGCUGACUAGAAACGGCCCAUAUAGGCAGCUGUAUGCUGUAUCUGGGUGCAAGGUGUACUGUUGUAGAAGAGUGUUUCCUGCUGAGAAUGUCUCGGACAUCAUCUCUAUUGAUCUUGGCAUAAAGAACCUUGCCUGGGUGCAUAUCGAUAGAAAUUUACACAUAAAAGACUGGCAUUUGAGUGAACUAGGAAAAAUGAAACCUUACAAGCCAUUUCAUCUCUUUCAAUUGGUGGAGGAAUUUGUGGACCACCUACCGAGCACUGAUGCUAUUGUCUUGGAACUUCAGUAUCAUCGUCCCAGCAAACUUGGUGUAGGGAUGAAUUUACGAUGUCUUGAAGCAAUGCUAUAUGGGUAUCUUGGUCGGGUUUACCCCGUUUUGUCAAUCAGUUCCAGGACGGUGCAGGGUCUGUUUCAUUUACCAACAGGAAGGGAGAAGAAAAGAGAAUCAACCAGACUUGUACAGGACAUGCUAAAUGGAGAUAAAGUGACUGGCAAGUCAUGGCAGGAAACUGAUAGGAAACUGUUUGUAUCAGAAUAUCUGUCUGCAAUGUUCAGGGAGUCAACAAAAAAGGAUGAUCUAGCAGACUGUCUUCUGCUAGCAUUAGCAUUUUUUCACUUAACAAAGAAAGUGACAUAAGAUCUCAUAUCAUGUACCAGUAUAAUAUCUUUACUAUGAGAUUGUUAUUGGGUAAAUCUUUCAUAUUGGGUAAAUCUUUCAU
Messenger RNA from Corticium candelabrum, 745 nucleotides. Its product is annotated as transcription elongation factor, mitochondrial-like. Gene Ontology annotation, molecular function: DNA polymerase processivity factor activity; nucleic acid binding. The transcript is spliced from 3 exons. The record is from RefSeq and is a predicted model, not a curated record. NCBI's taxonomy places the organism in Eukaryota, Metazoa, Porifera, Homoscleromorpha, Homosclerophorida, Plakinidae. Gene Ontology annotation, biological process: transcription elongation by mitochondrial RNA polymerase; mitochondrial transcription. Bases 16 to 663 code for a protein of 215 amino acids. Gene Ontology annotation, cellular component: mitochondrial nucleoid.